This is a messenger RNA of Sinocyclocheilus grahami, 2051 nucleotides long. RefSeq names its product 4F2 cell-surface antigen heavy chain-like. Gene Ontology annotation, molecular function: L-alanine transmembrane transporter activity; aromatic amino acid transmembrane transporter activity; L-leucine transmembrane transporter activity. Gene Ontology annotation, cellular component: basolateral plasma membrane; apical plasma membrane. Bases 304 to 1812 code for a protein of 502 amino acids. Lineage: Eukaryota; Metazoa; Chordata; Actinopteri; Cypriniformes; Cyprinidae. The record is from RefSeq and is a predicted model, not a curated record. The transcript has 9 exons. Gene Ontology annotation, biological process: L-alanine import across plasma membrane; L-leucine import across plasma membrane; phenylalanine transport.
CUCCAGGAACUCUUGACUGCAUUACAGUCGUGAUUAUAGUGUAACUUCUCAAGCAGUACGCAAAUUCAGUGCAUUAAAACGCGCGUUAUUUGAUGACGUUGCAGAAGUCAAUAUCAAUAAAAAGUAGACUUAUCGGUGUCAAAGUUCCUUUGGAGAUCCUCCUUUAGAUAGCGAAUGGGCGGAUGCAAGUGGACUAUAUAAACAGGACUGACCGUAAGAUACAGCCUCUGUGGAGUUAAACAGCUGGAAUCCUGAUUGAAACGGAAGCUUCUUCUUUUUGCAGCACUGAAACUACCAUCAAACAUGAAUAAAGAAGACGACAUGAAGGAAGUAGAACUGAACGAGAUGGAUCAGGAAAAACAGCCGAUGACCGGAGAAACUCCGACAGGCACCGAAAAAAACGGCUCCGUAAAAGUUAAAGUGCCGGAGGACACCGAAGUCAAAUUUACUGGCCUCUCCUGUCUGAUCUGUCUAUCCUUCUGUCUGAUCUGUCUAUCCUUCUGUUUGUGGAUUCGGACUCGUUGGGUUUUGCUGGUUUUGUUCUGGCUCGGCUGGGUCGGCAUGUUAGCUGGAGCAAUAGUAAUCAUAGUACAGGCCCCACGCUGUAAACCCAUUCCUGAGAUGAACUGGUGGAACGAAGGUCCUCUGUACCAGAUAUCUGACGUGAAUGAAUUCUCUGAAAAUGGACUAAAAGGAGUGGAGGAGAAGCUAGAUUAUAUCAACCAGAUGAAGGUGAAGGGGCUUGUUUUGGGUCCGAUACACACUGUGCAAGCAGACGAGUCAAGCACACUGGAACUAACUUCCAUUAACCCCGAAUUUGGCUCUGAGAGCCAGCUGAUUUCUCUGUUGGACCGAGCACAUAGAAAAGGAAUCUCCAUAGUGCUGGAUCUAACACCCAAUCAUGAGGGAGUUUCAGCCUGGUUCAACAAUGCUGCUUCUGUUGCUGAUCGACUCAAAGAAGCUUGUGUGUACUGGCUCAAUAAGGGGGUGGACGGCAUCUUCCUUUCACAUCUGAAUGACAUUGCAAACACAGAAGCCUGGCCGUCUGUUCAAGGCAUAUUCAACAAAACUGAUGGGACCAAAAAAAGAGCUCUGAUGGGAUCAGUCACGGGUCUCUCCACGGAUGAUGCCUCUCAUCUGCUGAACCAGUCCAGUGUUGACCUGCUCCUGACUGAACUGCCUGAUCCGGCUGAGCCCGGCAUAAGACAGGCCCAGGUGGUACAGAUACUCUACGCUGAUCACCCGCAGACGAGUCUGGGCUGGAGUCUGAGCGGACGGACUCUGGGUUCUCUAACUUCCAGAACUCCAGCAGCGCCCAUAAGACUCUAUCAAAUGCUGCUGUUCACCCUCCCGGGCACACCUGUGUUCAGCGCUGGAGAUGAGGUCGGACUGAAGGCUGGGGAGAAACUUGAAGCAAUGUGGGACUUGGAAAGUCAAGCAGAUGAUGACAAUACAACAGCAAAGACUGUACAGGAGGAACGUACCGCAGUGCGUGACUUCUUUAAAGCACUCAGUGAUCUGAAAGGAAAAGAGCGAUCUCUUCUGCACGGAGAAUAUAUAGGCCUUCACAGUUCACCCACUUCAUUAGCAUUUCUCCGCCUCUGGGACCAGAGUGAACGUUUCCUGGUGGCCUUAAACUGGGGAAAUGACUCUGUUACCAUGACACUGACCUAUAGCGACCUGCCGGCUGAGGCUCGGGUCCGUGCUUCCACAGACACAGAGAAUCUAGCUGUGGAUAGUAAGGUGUCAGUAGAGAAGUUAGAGCUUGGGCCCAAACAAGCUGUUCUGUUGUCUUAUGCUUUUCCUGGCUAGACACAUGGACACAGACAGUCCUUAGUAUCUCUGAUGAGUUUCAAUACUGUGCACAGGUUUGGAAAUACUUUGAGUUGAAUAGUUUAUAGUUGUAUUCUCUAAUAGGGAUACUUUUAGGAGCACUAACUUUAAAGCUAUAUGAAAGAGUUGUCACGGUUGGUGUAGGACAGAAGUUGAUUUCCAUAUAGAGACAUGUAGAUCUAAAGCCCCUGUUAUAAUAAUAAAUAAAAUUGCAAUUG